Molecule: messenger RNA, 804 nt
Organism: Megalops cyprinoides (Indo-Pacific tarpon)
Lineage: Eukaryota; Metazoa; Chordata; Actinopteri; Elopiformes; Megalopidae
Product: homeobox protein Hox-D12a-like
Exons: 2
Coding region: 1-804 (267 amino acids)
Biological process (GO): regulation of DNA-templated transcription
Molecular function (GO): DNA-binding transcription factor activity, RNA polymerase II-specific; sequence-specific double-stranded DNA binding
Source: RefSeq, a predicted model, not a curated record
AUGUGUGAGCGCAAUCUUCUCAGUUCUGGCUAUGUUGGUUCUUUGCUGAAUUUUCCAUCACCGGACUCUUUUUACUUUCACAAUUUGCGGGGCAAUGGAACUCAGCUUCCAGGACUUCCCACAAUUUCGUAUGGAAGGAGAGAGGUGUGCUCGCUCCCGUGGACUUCCCCAAGUUCGUGCGCAUCUCCGCCACAGAGCCGCGCUUUCAGUGGCUGCUCUCAGCCAUUUCUGACCAAUUCAGUGCCGCAAAGUGCCAACCCCAACAACCACAACAAGGGACCACUGGAGGAAUCCAGUAAAUACUACUUUCAGGAUGCAAACCCCAGAUCAGAGGAUCCAGGUAGACCAGCGCCAUCUUUCACCGGCGAGCUUGGAAUAGUCAGUUCUGCUAGCACUACCAAAUACGAAUUUUCACGCUUGGAAAGACAGUCGCAAAGCGCUGCUCGUGUUGAACUCAAUUCCAAUAGCCAAGCGGUUGCCGAAGGCACCAAGCAGUCGGUCAGUUCAAAUGUCACAAUGCCACCAUCUUCAAGUAACCCCUGUACCAGAGCAACUCAGUCUGAUGUUGUACCGUGGUGCCCCUCGCCUGUGAAAUCCAGGAAGAAACGAAAACCAUACACAAAGCCGCAGCUGGCGGAGCUCGAAAACGAAUUUCUGACGAACGAGUUCAUAAACAGACAAAAAAGAAAGGAGCUCUCGGACAGGCUGGACCUGAGCGAUCAACAAGUGAAAAUUUGGUUUCAGAACCGAAGGAUGAAGAAGAAGAGGCUGAUGAUGCGCGAGCAUGCUUUCGGAAUGUAUUGA